AUGCACCCAUAUGGAUAUGCCGAGAGUUUACCCCAGCCCUACCAGCCCGAUAAUCAUGCCGGUACAAUUCCCUUUGGGCCCGUUCCGGCAGGGACAGCAUCAGAUUCUUUCGUUCCCGCGGGGCUCUACCCACCCUCAGGAUAUUUUGGUUACCCGCAGCCUUUCUCCCCUCAUAUGACAGAGAAUGGGAAUCUGUACGGUCAUCAUGAUAACUACGCGCCAAACCCGUAUGUCGGAGCCUAUCCAAUGCCCACGCCUCUAACAAUCCCGUAUCCAUUACCCCCAGGAGUGGGUCAGCCAGUCCAAGCCCCAGAAGGAGCCUCGUCAAGGGAAGAGGCUGAGAAGGCCAAGAAGGACGAUGCUAUUGCCCGUCUGGAGCAAAUGAUAUUGGAAGAUCGCGCCGAGCGCAGGGCAAGGGAGGCUAUCCUGGAAGAAAGAGCAAAAAAAGCUACCCUAGAGGCAGAAAUUGCACGGACUAAGCAAGCUGUCGAGCAAGCCGCGGUGCCUUCUCAAGAGGAACUUCAUAGGAGGUCGCGACGUGAUUCUUCCGCGUCGGCCAGCAGCCACAAGUUUGAAGCAAUAGACUCGGAUCCUGCCUAUGGCACCGGAGAGCCGGAUGAAGAGGACCUAAGGCCAAUGGCCUCUCCUGUGCCAUCAACAACCCUCCGGGAAGCUGGCUCCGCAAGUGAUAAGACAAAGCAUGUGGAUCUGAACGAUGUAGGCGCUAAUACUAGCGCCGCUGGCUUUGGUUCUGAAGAUGGGGGUGGUGGCUCCUUUCAGCUUGGGCGGGGACCUCAGGACUACUGUGACGGAGGCUAUAAACGACGAGCCACCCUCGCCACCCUCGCCACCCUCGCCACCCUCACGGUCUGGUCAAAAGAUGACGAUGAGGAAGAAGAAAAAGAAGUCCAGGGCAAUAGAGCCACCUUCCGAGACUGA
Messenger RNA from Penicillium chermesinum, 939 nucleotides. RefSeq names its product cell envelope integrity protein TolA. The transcript has 2 exons. The coding region runs from base 1 to 939 and encodes 312 amino acids. NCBI's taxonomy places the organism in Eukaryota, Fungi, Ascomycota, Eurotiomycetes, Eurotiales, Aspergillaceae. The record is from RefSeq and is a predicted model, not a curated record.